Molecule: messenger RNA, 420 nt
Organism: Rotaria sp. Silwood2
Lineage: Eukaryota; Metazoa; Rotifera; Eurotatoria; Philodinida; Philodinidae
Source: the annotation of a GenBank genome assembly
AUGUAUGAAUUGUUGUUUGACGAUGAAAGUGAUGAAUCUAUGACUGGUGAUGAAUUAUAUGAACGUCAUCAGAUUUCAUCUGAAGCUCAAACAGAUGAACAAAAUUUGAAUAUAUUUUUACCUCCAGUUGAACCUCAACCAAGUGAACAAAUUGAUCAAAUUCAGCAAGAAAUUAAUUGUUAUAUGUCUAAUGAUCAAUGUUUAAGAAUUGAUCCACAAUCAAAUAAUUAUGAAUAUGAUAUAGAUAUUAAUUCAUCUGAAGAAUCUAAUCAUUAUCAUCAAGAAUUGGAAAGGAAUUAUCAUGCUCAAACGAAUAAUUUUGAUGUUAUUUCUAGUGCUUUAAAUAAAACAAAAAGAAAACGAACAAGAUCUGAAUCUGCACGAAAGAGAAGAAGUCAAAAAUCAAGUAUACGACAUUGA